AAAAAAAAAAAAAGAAUGAGGGAUCAUGGGACAGUCACUUGCUUCUUGUGAAUCAUGACCUUCUGGGGUCCCUCAUCCCACCCCAGAAAUGCUGGCAUAGUAAAACAGAUAACCAGGGAAGAAAAGUUUUUCUCUAUUCUGACUGAAGGAGACAACACAGAAGAAAAAGAACGCAAUGCUGUCACAGUAAAUUGUUAGUAAAUGUAGUAAAACCAAACCCAUUGCCAUCGAGUUGAUUCCAAUUUAUAGCGACUCUACUAAAUCCUGAUUAAUCCCAGUACUCCUUGUACCAGGGUUUGAGGUUGCCCACAAAAGACACAGACCACACACACAACCAUUAGUGCAUGGGUAAAUGCUUUAAUCACAGAGAAGAGACAAAGCAAGAUCAGCUUUACUAGUGGCCACCGAUCUCCCAUGGCCAGCAGGAUCCCCCCGCAUACGGCUAGUGCAGGGCAGAUGUCCUAUGUACACCCUUCUCGUGCAGUAGACUGGAGAGACCUCGUUCCCUCCCCGCUGGGAACAGAUAUAGAAGUGGGACUGGCCAGGUGCCAUCUAGUGCCCGUGCAUGAGCAAAAGACAGAGAAGGUUACUGUGUGCCCAAAACAGGGGAAAGACUUCUCUGAAAAGGAGAAGGAACUGGGAAAGAGAAGGUGACUCAAUUCCCAACCUCCUCAUCAAAGAAUGCUCUGGGCUGUAGGCAGCUGGGAUGGGAGGCUUAGAGGCAGACCGUUCCCCCAACACUCCUGAUUUGUAAUUUGUGAUCAAUUGGAUAUGGUAUGAAAUACUCAUAGUAUCUAUUAAAUAAGAAACAACAGCAAAAAAUAAACUGAUACAUGAAACUUAGAACUUUAUCUUGAAUCUAUUGUGACUGUUAAAUGUUUUUAAUUAGAUUAUCUUCUUAGUACCUAUAUUUUAUUAGCUAUAUGUAUAAUAUUUAUAAGUAGUAAAUGCUUGAAAAGUACUAAAAAAAAAGUAUUAGGACUUUUCACCAAUUCACACAUAAUUAUCCCUUCCCUCUUUCCCAGCCUUCCUUAUCCUUAUUUGUUUUUAAAUAAAAAAUCUAACAGUAUAAUAACUUCAAAAGUUACAAUCAGUAAAAUGGUGGUUAGGACAAUCUAGAAAUUGUUCUUUUUCUGGCACAGUAAUAUUUUUUUCUUUCAGGUUUCCUCCCUGGGCCCAGACUUCUUUCUCCGGGAGCAAACUCCAACAUGGGGUGAGGUACAGAAGAGAGACUUGAAGGGUGCACCCUGGCACCCAAGGACCUGCACCCUAGAGCAAGGGCUCACAGGGCAGGGCGAAGCUGGCGGCUGCCUUCCUCUGAAACAGUGCCUUGCCCGUGGGAGAAGGAACCCUGGAAUCCACAGACCAGCUUUGGAGGCCUCCCCUUCUUCCCUCCAAGACCACUCCCUUUCCAGGCCGUAAGAAAACUGAAAAUUGUCGGCAUUCCGAGGAGGCGAAACCCAAAGCUUGAGCGGCAAGCUUCCCUGCCAGCCCGGCCCCCAGCCUGCACGCCGCGGACACCAGGUCCUCGCCAUGUUCGCUGCAUCAGGGGCGGAGGCGGGGAAGCCGUACACGUGCAGCGAGUGCGGCAAGAGUUUCCGCUAUAGCUCCGUGCUCAUGCGGCACGAGCGUGCUCAUGGCGACGACGGCCGCUUUCGCUGCCUCGACUGCGGGGAGCGCUGUGCACGGGCCGCCGACCUCCGCGCGCACAAGCGCGCUCACGCCGGCGAGACGCUGUACAUUUGCAGCGACUGCGGCCAAAGCUUCCGCUACAGUGACCGUCUAGACCUGCAUCAGGGCGCGCACCGGCGGCGUAACCGCGCCUGCCCCUGCCGUGCCUGCGGCCGCCGCUUCCCACACCUCCCAGCGCUGCUGCUGCACCGGCGCCGCUGGCACCCUCCUGAGCAGCCUCAACGCUGUCUUCUGUGCGCCCGCGCCUUCCGCCAGAGCGCCCUGCGCUUCCACGAGGCUCGGGCGCACCCGCUGGGGGCACCUGCUGCUCCCGCCGACCAGCCACACCGCUGCGCACAGUGUCCGCGGGCCUUCCGUAGCGGCGCAGGGCUACGGAGCCACGCGCGCGUCCACGCGGCCCGGAGCCCCGGCGAUCCCGCGGGCCCGCAGCCGCGCGCUCCGGACGGUCACCAGUGCGGCGUAUGCGGCAAGAGCUUCAGCAAGAGCUCGACGCUGACGCGACACCUGCAAACGCACUCGGGCGAGAAGCCCUUCAGGUGCCCCGAGUGUGGCAAGGGCUUCUUGGAGAGCGCCACGCUGGUGCGCCACCAGCGCACACACACGGGCGAGAAGCCAUACGCGUGCAGCGACUGCGGGCGCUGCUUCAGUGAGAGUUCCACUCUGCUGCGCCACCGGCGCAGCCACCAGGGCGAGCGGCCGCACACAUGCGCCACGUGCGGAAAGGGGUUUGGGCAGCGCUCCGACCUGGUGGUGCAUCAACGCAUCCACACGGGGGAAAGGCCCUUCCCGUGUCCUGAGUGUGGCCGCCGCUUCAGCGACCGCUCAGACCUCAGCAAGCACCAGCGCACGCACACGGGCGAGAAGCCCUACCGCUGUGAGCUGUGUGGCAAGCGCUUCACGUGCGUGUCGAACCUGAACGUGCACCGGCGCAACCACGCUGGCCACAAGCCACACAAGUGCCCAGAGUGCGGCAAGGCCUUCAGCGUCGGUUCCAAGCUGGCGCUGCAUCGCAAGACGCACCUGGGCGAGCGACCAGCCGAGUGUGCCGAGUGUGGCAAGUGCUUCAGCCACAGCCGCUCACUGUCACAGCACCAGCGGGCCCACAUGCGCGCCCGCGCCGCUGCUGCCAGGGCUGCCACUGCGGAGGCUGCCGCCGACGUUAGCUCCGCGGGCGCUCCCCUCGUCUUUACAGGGGAGGCUGGACAGGAAAAGCAGGGGCUCUUUGUGUCGCAGUUGGGGCAGAAGUGCUAA
Molecule: messenger RNA, 2943 nt
Organism: Trichechus manatus latirostris (Florida manatee)
Lineage: Eukaryota; Metazoa; Chordata; Mammalia; Sirenia; Trichechidae
Gene: ZNF672
Product: zinc finger protein 672
Exons: 2
Coding region: 1534-2943 (469 amino acids)
Source: RefSeq, a predicted model, not a curated record